This is a messenger RNA of Oryza sativa Japonica Group (Japanese rice), 2296 nucleotides long. RefSeq lists its product as uncharacterized. Gene Ontology annotation, biological process: protein transport. NCBI's taxonomy places the organism in Eukaryota, Viridiplantae, Streptophyta, Magnoliopsida, Poales, Poaceae. The record is from RefSeq and is a predicted model, not a curated record.
UUUCCAUCGAAUGGACGGAGACCAAAACAAGCAAGCAACUUGGCCUUCAAUCUUCUUCUCCUUCGCGCUCUCGCCACGCGCCGCUGCUCGCCACAGAGCACCAAUCCAAGAUUCCAGAGCGGGCGGUAUAAGAGAGGGGUAGGAGGCUACACCCCCGCCGCCUCCACACUCACCACCCGAUCGAACACCGCCGUCACAGCGCGUCGCGGCGGGGGCGAUGGGCCUCUUCGGCGGCAAGAGCGCCUCUUCGAAGCAGACCGCCAAGCUCAAGUCCCUGAUCAAGCUCGCUGCCGCGCGCGUCGCCGUCGCCCGCCGGCCCCGCCUCGGGCGCCGCUCCAUUGCCCGCGGCGAUGUCGCGCAGCUCCUCUCCAUCGGCCACCUCGACCGCGCUCUCCUCCGUGCAGAGCAAGUCAUCGACGAGGACAACAUGCUGGAGGUGCUGGACAUCGUAGAGCUCUACUGCAAAAUCCUCAUCGAGCAGGCCACGCAGCUAGAUAAGCCCAAAGAGUGCGGCGAGGAGAUCAAGGAGGCGGCGGCGGGGCUCAUGUUCGCGUCGGCGCGGUGCGGCGACCUGCCGGAGCUGCUCGACGCGCGGGCCAUCCUGGCGGACAAGUUCGGCCGGGACUUCGCCGCGGCGGCCAAGGACGGCGCCCACGGCGUCGUCGAUCCCACGUUGGUGCGGAAGUUGUCCGGCGCGCCGGCGAGCACGGAGCAGAAGCAGAGGCUGACUAAGGUGAUCGCCGCCGAGAACGAUAUCUUACUGGAAUUUCCCGAGAACACCGGAGAUACCGAUCAGGGCAAGCAGAAUGAACAAGCCAGGAACGUCCGAGCUGAACAAUUUGUCGAACAGAAUGAGGUCAAGAGGGAGCAUCACGAGGUUCAGGGGAGGCAGAGGUUUGUUGACGAAGAAGUGAACCCGAUACUUGCUCGGCUGAGCGUGCAAGAACAGUACGCCGACGCCAGGAUGGCGGCGGAGGCGGCCUUCAAGUCGGCAUCGUUCGCCGCGAUGGCCGCGAGGGCGGCCGUCGAGCUCUCGCGGUCGGAGUCGCAGGGGAAGGGAUCGAGAGGCGGCGGCGGCGGCGGCUACGAGAAGGUGCAUCCGGUGCAGAAUUCGGUUGCGGGCGAGAAGGAGGCGCCGCCCUCCUGGAAGCCGCACAAGCCUCCGUCGCCAUCGACGUCGCCGUCGUGGAGCGACAGGAGCACGGCGACGUCGGUAUGGUCGGAGGGGACGCAGAAGGGGAAGGGCGUCGUGUUCGACGGGAGCGACGAGGAAGUGGACGACGUCGCCUGGACUCCGCAGCUGCGCCGGCCUCCCUACAGGAGGGCCUCCACUAUGGGCAUCGGCGGCGGCGCGUGGAACGGGGAGGCCGGCAGGGUCGGCGCCGACCCGCAGCCGUUCCAGGACGGCGUGUACAACAACUCGCAACACCCGCGCCCGCCGCACAGGAGGCACGCCUCCGAGCUCGGCGCCGGCGCCGGCGCGCCCCGCGAGCCCCUGGUGUCCCUGGCGCCCCAACGCGGCCAGUACAGGGACCCGCCCUACAGGAGGGACCCCGCGGCCUACAGAGACAUCAACGCCGGCGCGGCGCAACGGCGGCAGCCGGACGGCGCCGGCGCGAGACCGUACGAGAGCUCGGACCACGUCCACCCGCCGUACGCUCGGAUCGUGUCGGCGCUGGAACGCAGCAACGAGCACAUCGCGCGGCACGAGGAGGUGCGCAGGAUCGGCACCGGCGAGCGGGUGCUCCAGGAGAGGGUGUACGGCGCCGGCGGCGCGCCGGGGCGCGCGCCGCUGAACCAGGAGCAGGGGAGGCUCAACUCGGUGCGCACCCGAAGAUGAGGUGGUGUCUUCCGGUCGUUGGUUUUGGCGCGGCGCAGCGCAUUGGUCAGUCAGCUCAGCUGUUGAAUUCCGGUGCAGGAGAACUGGGGGCCGUUGCUUUUUUGCUGGCAAACCGGAGGUUCGUCGCGCGGGAUCCCUGGAGAUACAGGGAAAGGGAUCCCCUGGCUUAACAGCUGUGCAGUUGAGUCAUGUCAGUGACUCAACUGCAUGUGCAGUUAAAUUAGAGGAUCUGCUUUCGAGAUACAGAUAUGAUAUUCUGCCUCUGGGAAAUCAAAUGUGUAUAAUUAAAAUGGAUUGCGCUAGAAACGAAAGAGAAUGUACAAAUUACAGAGGUGAUAUAUUCCCUUUUUUUUUUGUUGUCCUGUACAAAGGAGUUGUAAUCACCGUUUUGCGAAAGGAGACGGGUUAACUGAGUCUUUACGGGGUGAUCGAUGAAUUGCACAACUCUGCACGCUA